Molecule: messenger RNA, 296 nt
Organism: Nanorana parkeri
Lineage: Eukaryota; Metazoa; Chordata; Amphibia; Anura; Dicroglossidae
Product: DNA demethylase ALKBH1-like
Exons: 2
Biological process (GO): oxidative RNA demethylation
Cellular component (GO): cytoplasm; nucleus
Molecular function (GO): broad specificity oxidative DNA demethylase activity; oxidative RNA demethylase activity; ferrous iron binding
Source: RefSeq, a predicted model, not a curated record
UCUCGAUUUAGGAAUAAAAUGGCGCAGAAACGUCGGGAGAAAACGCUGCUGGAGAAGCUGCGCUGGGUGACGCUCGGCUUCCACUACAACUGGGACACCAAGAAAUACUACAAGGAGACGUUCACCCCGUUCCCGCCGGACCUGGCCGAGCUCUCCCGCUGUGUGGCCCUCGCCUGCGGCUUUCCCAAAUUCAAAGCCGAAGCCGGAAUCCUCAACUAUUACCACAUGGACUCCUCGCUGGGGAUCCACGCAGAUGAGUCGGAGCCGGACCACCGGAGCCCCCUGCUGUCCUUCAG